AUGAAGACGAUCCUGCUGCUUCUCCUAGUGCUGGCCACGGCCACUGGACCAGCCCGGGCUCUCCAGUGUCACGUAUGCACCAGUUCCACCAACUGCAAGCAGGCUCACACUUGUCCACCCAGCGCCCGUUUCUGCAGGACCAUGCUGACUGUGGAGCCGCUGUCCGGGAACCUGGUGAAGAAGGACUGUGUGGAUUCCUGUGAGGCCAGGUACUUCCAGCAGGGCCAGGUCAGCAGUGGCUCGGCAAUCACCCAGUGCUGCCAGGGUGACCUGUGUAAUACAAGCUUAAACGGAGCCACCACACUCUCCAGAACCACUGUCGGCCUGGCGCUGGCCCUAGGCCUCCUCACCGUCUUCCUGGCCCCCAGACUGUGA
Molecule: messenger RNA, 375 nt
Organism: Chrysochloris asiatica (Cape golden mole)
Lineage: Eukaryota; Metazoa; Chordata; Mammalia; Afrosoricida; Chrysochloridae
Gene: LY6D
Product: lymphocyte antigen 6 complex, locus D
Exons: 3
Coding region: 1-375 (124 amino acids)
Biological process (GO): lymphocyte differentiation
Cellular component (GO): cell surface
Source: RefSeq, a predicted model, not a curated record